Trichosurus vulpecula (common brushtail) is the source of this 7089-nucleotide messenger RNA. RefSeq names its product muskelin 1 (gene MKLN1). The transcript has 18 exons. NCBI's taxonomy places the organism in Eukaryota, Metazoa, Chordata, Mammalia, Diprotodontia, Phalangeridae. Bases 28 to 2235 code for a protein of 735 amino acids. Gene Ontology annotation, molecular function: protein binding. Gene Ontology annotation, cellular component: cytoplasm. The record is from RefSeq and is a predicted model, not a curated record.
CGCGGCGGCAGGUCGGGAGCUGACAAGAUGGCGGCUGGCGGGGCUGGCGCUGCGACGCCCGAGAGCCGGCUGCUGCCUUACGCGCUGCACAAGUGGAGCUCUUUCUCCUCCACCUACCUCCCCGAGAAUAUUUUAGUGGAUAAGCCAAAUGACCAAUCUUCACGAUGGUCUUCAGAGAGCAAUUACCCUCCCCAGUACCUGAUUCUCAAGCUUGAAAGGCCUGCUAUAGUCCAGAGUAUCACAUUUGGAAAAUAUGAGAAAACUCAUGUCUGUAAUUUAAAGAAGUUUAAAGUCUUUGGUGGAAUGAAUGAAGAAAACAUGACAGAGCUGUUAUCCAGUGGCUUAAAGAAUGACUAUAACAAAGAAACAUUCACCUUGAAGCAUAAAAUUGAUGAACAGAUGUUCCCAUGUCGAUUCAUUAAAAUAGUUCCACUAUUGUCCUGGGGACCUAGCUUUAACUUCAGCAUCUGGUAUGUUGAACUUAAUGGCAUUGAUGAUCCUGAUGUUGUGCAACCCUGUCUCAACUGGUAUAGCAAGUACCGUGAACAGGAAGCCAUUCGCCUUUGUCUAAAACACUUCCGUCAACACAACUACACUGAAGCUUUUGAAUCACUACAGAAAAAAACCAAGAUUGCACUGGAACAUCCCAUGUUAACUGAUCUGCAUGACAAACUAGUGUUGAAGGGUGAUUUUGAUGCUUGUGAAGAGUUGAUUGAAAAAGCUGUAAAUGAUGGUUUGUUCAAUCAGUAUAUCAGCCAACAGGAAUAUAAGCCACGGUGGAGUCAGAUCAUCCCCAAAAGCACCAAAGGUGACGGAGAAGAUAGCAGACCAGGAAUGAGAGGUGGACAUCAAAUGGUUAUCGAUGUUCAGACAGAGACUGUUUAUCUGUUUGGUGGCUGGGAUGGAACACAAGAUCUGGCUGACUUCUGGGCAUACAGUGUGAAGGAGAACCAGUGGACUUGUAUAUCUAGAGACACUGAGAAAGAGAAUGGACCUAGUGCCAGAUCUUGUCAUAAAAUGUGUAUUGACAUUCAGCGAAGACAGAUCUAUACACUGGGACGUUACUUGGAUUCCUCUGUGAGAAACAGCAAAUCUCUGAAAAGUGACUUCUACCGCUAUGACAUCGACACAAAUACAUGGAUGUUGCUAAGUGAGGACACUGCUGCUGAUGGAGGACCCAAGUUGGUGUUUGAUCAUCAGAUGUGUAUGGAUUCUGAAAAACACAUGAUCUAUACUUUUGGUGGAAGAAUUUUGACUUGUAAUGGCAGUGUAGAUGACAGUAGAGCCAGUGAACCUCAAUUUAGUGGUUUAUUUGCUUUUAACUGCCAAUGUCAAACAUGGAAACUUCUUCGAGAGGAUUCCUGUAAUGCUGGACCUGAGGACAUCCAGUCCCGAAUAGGACACUGCAUGCUUUUCCACUCAAAAAAUCGUUGCUUAUAUGUAUUUGGUGGUCAGCGAUCGAAAACCUACUUGAAUGAUUUCUUCAGUUAUGAUGUAGACAGUGACCAUGUGGACAUCAUAUCAGAUGGCACCAAGAAAGACUCUGGGAUGGUCCCAAUGACGGGUUUUACACAAAGAGCAACCAUUGAUCCAGAACUUAAUGAAAUACACGUACUAUCUGGACUCAGCAAAGACAAAGAGAAGAGGGAAGAGAAUGUCAGGAACUCCUUCUGGAUUUAUGACAUUGUGAGAAAUAGUUGGUCUUGUGUCUAUAAAAAUGAUCAAGCUGCAAAGGAUAAUCCAAGUAAAAGUCUACAGGAGGAGGAACCAUGCCCAAGAUUUGCCCACCAACUUGUAUAUGAUGAAUUACACAAGGUUCAUUAUUUGUUUGGUGGAAAUCCUGGUAAAUCCUGUUCUCCAAAGAUGAGAUUGGAUGAUUUCUGGUCACUGAAACUCUGCCGUCCUUCAAAGGAAUACUUGUUGAGGCAUUGUAAAUAUCUCAUAAGGAAACACAGGUUUGAAGAAAAAGCUCAGACUGAUCCUCUUAGUGCUCUGAAAUAUUUGCAGAAUGACCUUUAUGUAACUGUGGAUCAUUCAGACCCAGAGGAAACAAAAGAGUUUCAGCUCCUAGCGUCAGCUCUGUUCAAGUCUGGCUCAGAUUUCACAGCACUAGGCUUUUCGGAUGUGGAUCACACCUACGCUCAAAGAACUCAGCUCUUUGAUAUCUUGGUAAAUUUCUUUCCGGACAGCAUGACCCCUCCAAAAGGAAACCUGGUCGACCUCAUCACACUGUAACUGAAGAGUCAUUUGGAUCACACCUAUGAAGAAAAGAAGUCUAUGUUCAGUAUUUGGGAUUUUGACUGUGUUGACUGACAAGUUGCAGUGAUAGAGGACUACAUCAGAUCUUUGAAGGGAUCUCACUGUUUUCAAUUUUGACCCUCUUCCUUCAUACCCUCAGCUCACCACACUUUCCUCACCCUCUUCCUAAAUUAGGCUAAUAAAGUGGAAUUGGUAUUCUUUCCCAUUUAAAUUUUUUUCCUUUGACUUUUAAGAGUUAUUGAAUGUAAAAAAAAAUUCAGGUAGUUAUCCCUUUUUAUCUUGGGGAGGGAAUGAUUUGGGCAUCUGGGAUAGGCACCAACAGAGAGACUGUUUUGUGUGUCUUAAUGGGUUGUUUUUGGUUCCCAUGCCCCUUUGCUCCUCCACCCUAUUUCUCAGAGCUACUUGUAAGCAGCUGUGUCACUUGCUUUACCUCUUGACAUUGUUCGUGGCAAUUAUGUAAUUCUGCAGGACACUUGGUAUUUGUUAAGGUAAUGUAUGCGUCCGUGUUGACUUGAGUAUUAUAAUUACAUUGUACAAUAACAGAGGGCUCGGAUUCAUACUCUUCUCAACUAGAAAGUGAAACUUUGACCUAGGCGCCUGGCUGAGUUUGGUAUACAGUAUUAAGAUAGAAAUGUAGUAGAUACUCUUGAAAACAUCUGACUUCUGCUCAUAUAAGCCUUAAACUGAGAAAAUGGAGGUCAAGUUUGAACAAGUUAACCACUUGAGAAGUAGCCAGCAGAGGGGAGGGAGCUUGCUCUCUCUCCUUGUGGAACGCACAGCAUCUUCUACCUGCCCCUGUGUGCUCUGCUUCUCCACAGCUUGUAAUUUGGGCUAGCAGAGCCAUAUACUGUUUAACUCCUUGUACCUGUUUCUAUGUGCUUGGUUUGUGGAAAGUAGUUUAAAAAGGUAAAAAGGCUCUUUUUGUCAUUGUCCAGUAGAGUGCAGUUUACGGUCAUUUCCUUAAGUACCCAGACCCAUCUUUAAAAUAGGAGAAAAGAAAUGGUGCAGAAAUAACUUCAUUUAAUAAAUCCAAAUACAGGUAUGACAAGUAGGUUUUUCUACUUUAUUUUUUUUUAUUCAGUUUUUCACAUGUGGUGCUGUGAGUCAGUGGAGCAUAAUGUCAGAAGCCUGCACUUGGCCUUAUGCUUAUCCUUGGGUAGUAUGUAUGCAGCCUAUGGCUUACUAUGCAUGAUUAAAACAGGUUCAACAUAAAAGAAAAGAGAUACAGCUCUUCAGUGUGAGAGUAACCUGCAGAAAUGAAGUAUGUCCCUGGGUAGCAGUAUUGGACCUCAAUAAAGGAAAGAAGAAACUAACCUGUGCUUUAAAAAGAUCUCAUGUAGGAGUAAGACUUCAAGGUCCUUCUUUGAUCUUUCCUUAACACAUGAUUUUACUUCUCUUGAAAAGAGAAGCACAGUACAUUUUCUCUCACUGUUAGGAUUAUAUUUUUAAGCUUUUUUUUUUUAACUUUCUGAAUACCCCAAAGCAGAGAUUUAUUAAGCAGUUAGAUAUACAUCUUAGUUUUUGAAAACAUGACUUUAGUUUUUAAUAACUUAAUGGUAACAUAGAUUUUCUGCCAAAUGAUUGUAUGGUUCAUCAUCAAAUUGUAUCUGCAAAGCCAGCUGGCUUUCCAGUUGAGUAAUUGCAGUUAUUUGAGAAGAUUAAUAAAAAUGGUUUGUAUUCUAUGACAUUUAGAAACAUAAAACUUGGGCUUUGUCACCAACCAGUUAAUUUCAUUACAUCCCAUUGAGUCGUUUAAGAUGGAGAAAAGGACCUAAACUUGAUGGUUGCUUUAUUUCUACUGGGUGCUUAAUCUGUAGAGUCCCUAAUAGAGGAAUCGACUUGUUUCAUUUAAUGUAAUGUUGAAUUAUGGCACUUUAGAUGUAUAACCAAAUGAAAUUCUACUACCCUCCAUUGCUUAUAUUCACAAUGCUUUGGUCUUCUUUCAUGUAAGUCAUUAACUCAUUAUGGAUCCUGUUGGGGAAACUGAGUCCCUAUCCUUAGUGAACUUUCCUCUUCUUUGCAGCUUUUUCCUUAACACUUUUAUGGGGGGAAGGUGCAUUUUUAUUACUCUCAUCUUUUACUUAACUAUGUUUGGAUUUUAUUAUUUUCCUUUUCUGAUGUAAUUUUUACAUGAUUUUCUUUCAGUGAGGUGGUGGAAUCAAAGUAAGUUGUAAAAUAUUAGACCGUCAGGGAAAGGGACAUUGCUUAGAUGUCAUCAAAAGAUAUUUUUUAUGUCUGUGCUUAGGGGUUUAAUAAUGCCUAAUAAUCUCAGGAAGAUCUGUAGGUCUUCAUUAUGUGCAUGAAGCCUGAUUUGAAACCUGCAGGUGUACCUGCCGAAGGGAAUAUGUGUCUAUUUCUCCAAAAGAAUACUUGUCAUAUUGUAAUUCAAAUAAGGAAGCCAGUUUGUUAUGUAGACAUAUUGUUCAGAGUGCCUAGCUUAUGUAAAUUACAACUUGGAAGAUUUGAUUCCUUAGUUCACUGCUUCCAAUACCAAAAGACCUGUUUUUUAUCCCAUUUAAGAGAAAAGCAUUAGUUGGUGACACUUUUUGCUAUACUCCCAAACAGAUUUGGUGAUCACUUUCUUCCCCAAAUUAAUGCAUAUGUCUUUCAGCUCAGUUCCAUUUCUUUUUGCAGUGAAGUAGGUUACUUUCUUCCAGGAAAGAAUCAGAUCUCUGAAACUAUUUAAAGCUCUUAUGCUUCACCAGAAUUGGUUUUAUUUGCAGGCAUACAUCCUAGUUGCACUUGCAGCUUUAUAUAGUGGAGUGACAGAGACCUCAUGUGGCCAGCAUGGUUAAUUAAAAGUUGACCUUUUCUUUCGCUGAGCAAAGGAAUUCAGGCUAAUGUACCUACCUCUUCUUGUUAAACAUGACCAUCAGUAUUAAUAUAGGUAUCAAAUGAGUAAUUUUCUUAAGCUGGCUUAGCUUCUAAGCAUAAGGAAACUAUGUCUCAUUAGUAAAAAUGGAUAGGAAGCAUUAAUAUAGUGUUGAUUUUAGAGCACAGUAUGGUGAUUUAUUUAAGCCAUUAAGACUGCAUUCUUGAAUGGUUUUCAUGGGUACUAAAUGUGGAAGGGGAAAGAAUUAUUUUGUAGACAUUGUAAUCAUUCCAGAAAAUUUUUCUGUCUGCUUUAUAAGGGCCACCUCAGGAUAACUUAGCAGAGAAAAUGCCUUUUCAGAGAAUAGAAAUUUGAAAGAAAAAAAAUUCAGAAAUUGAGCUAGAAAUUUUUAGAGAAAUCACAUCCAGAACUUAAUCUUAGUAGGGGACUUAAGUAGUUCAUAGGGAAUGCGUUUCUGGUUUAAGAUUGCUGUAUUUAUUCUACCUUGUGAUAGUAGUUACAUAGUGAGUUUAUCCUGUAAUCAUUCUUGUCACCACUUGGGAUCUAUAUGGUAAUUGUAGGUCAUUUUAUUGUAAGUAAUGUGAAGAAUAUUUACAUAAAAGCUGAAUAUCAUAAAAUGAAAUUACCUCCUUAGCCAUUUGAACAUUUUUUAUACCAACUGAGGAAUGGUUGGUUUCUAACGAUUCUUUUAGAGAAGAGCACAAAAGUACACACCUACCACUUGGAGAGAUGAUCGCAGUGGCUGUUGCUACAACAGUACACCAUUCUUGGCACUUGUCUAUUAAAACUUUGGCAGUUAACCAUACCCCCUUACUUCCUGAGAUUCACCUCAGGAUUCACCUGUUUGGCUCAGUUAUGUCUUUGCUUCAAUGAACUCAGCCCCAUACUUCUCUAGGUUUAAAAUUCCUGGGAAUUUUCACAUUUCCUUCAGCCAAAGGCCUACUUAGUGAUGGAAUAUUGUAAAUAGAAAGGGUCUUCAUAGCCUAGAAAUGAAAACUUAGUUGUUAAAGAGCAGACUUCCAUAUCCACACUAGUUUGGCAGCCUUAUUUCCUUGUGUUUUGGGAAUAAUGGUUUACUUUAAUAUUAGGCAACCCUCAAUUAUCUGUGUUUUGCUUUAAUCAUUAUGAUUUCCCAUGUUUCUUUAAAGAGAUAACAUCAUUGGAAAUUUCAGAUAUGGUUUUUAAUGGUGACAAAAAACCAUUUUGAAAGGGAAGUCUAUUUGUCUUAGAUUUCUUUUUCUUAAUUUCCUCAAAUCCACACAAGCUUGUCAGCACUGCCCAGGAGAGUAGAGCUACCUAAAGAAAAAAAAUAGAAACAAUUGUUCUGGUGAAACAAACAUGCUUCUUUUGUUUUCUUUUUAUUAAGAUAUAAGGGGAAAAUGUUUUCAAGAUUUAGGAAUCAUCUAAAAGUGAUAGAGGUGGGGUGGGGCUUGGUAAUGGUAGAGUUUUCUGGGGCAGGUAAACAUUAGCUUUCAAGACUCUUCAUUUGCUGUAGAUCUUAGUAAUUUGCACGUUUUAGAUCAGAGGUCAUUGAAACUCAAAUCACAGUGGAGGAUUAUAGUUUCUUACGUGUUCUUGUUCCUGUGUUUUUAAUGAUAUUCUUCUAAUCAAACUACCUCUGAGAUUUAGUGUUAGUGGUAUUUUGCCUACCUUUAAAAUUAGCCACAAAAGGAAAUAGACUUGAGAUCUAUGACUUGAGAACUUGUUUCUUUGUUUUUCUGGUGUUAAAUGUGAGCAACCCCACAAAGUGCUCUGGAUUGGUUAUCCUAUUAAGAGGUUCACAUUUUCUCUUGUUUAAAAAAUACGCACACUUUCACGAAGAGAAUAGAAAGGAGUUUUGAUAGUAGAUGAAAUUUUGGGUGACCACAGCCUUCUCAGCAAAGUAGAUUUUAAAAUCUUCUGAUAAGAAUCAGUCAGUGUCCCUCGAACUGUGGCAUAGAGGCGUUUGAUAAAGGGUACUUCUUCAGUUCAUGUUUAUUGUCCCAAGUAAAGCCCUC